Doryrhamphus excisus (bluestripe pipefish) is the source of this 3159-nucleotide messenger RNA. It is a transcript of the gene itprip, whose product is annotated as inositol 1,4,5-trisphosphate receptor interacting protein. The record is from RefSeq and is a predicted model, not a curated record. NCBI's taxonomy places the organism in Eukaryota, Metazoa, Chordata, Actinopteri, Syngnathiformes, Syngnathidae. Gene Ontology annotation, cellular component: membrane.
UCAUGUCACGGUUCAUUUUCCAAGCAGUGGUUGACUGGAUGUGUUCUUCAGCUCUGAUCCAUAGUCAGGACCGUCUGACUUCAGCAGAGAAGGAAACGUCAGGAAACGUUGGUUGCUUCCGACCAACUUGAUUUCAACAUUCCAGCACAGAGGCAGUUCACCCCGCCCCCCUUCCUGGUUCAAAGGUCAUGCCAGUCCACUGCAAAGCUGUCUAAGGCAAUGCCUGUAACCCUGGUCCAACACUCAAUAUGAAUCCCAUAUGAAAUUGAAGAUGAAGUCAUCUACCUAACAAACGUGAAAAUACACCAGAUGUCCAUUUAAAAAAUGCUUAAAAGAGAAGAAUGCUAAAAAAAAGGACACCCGCAAAAUGACUAACUAAAUGAUGCAUUGUCUCGCAAAAGUAUUUUUUUUUAACUUUGUUUGAUUCAAUCGUCAGUUGGUCAACAAUAUGCUUUACUAUCAACUAAAUCGUUAUUAUAUAUAUAUAUCAUGAUUAUAUUUGAUCCCAUUAAACCAGAUAUUUUUUUCAGCUGAGCUAAAAGUAUUCAAUGAUUUGUCACCAAAUGACAGUGGGCGUGUCUCGCUGGAACUAUUGUGGGCGUGGUCUUUGGGCGCAGCUUCCGUUGUUGGGUGGAGCUCUCGAGAACAGGAAAUGUCAGAGAAAAGCUGCAACUUGGAAGCUCCGUGAGGCUAAUAAACUGCCAACAGAGACGGCGACAUGACGUUUUAUAUCACGAUACGGAGCAGAGAUCGUGUUAAAGGAAGUGAAGCGCAGCUGCAAAACGGCGGCUGGUAGACACGAGCCGAAGAUGCAGGCGACCAUCACACGGGUGUGCAUGGUCAUCACCGCCGCCAUCUUGAACCAUCCCUUGCUCUUUCCCCAAGAGAACGCCACCUCCGUGGCGGAGGAGGACCAGCAGCUGAUGGUGCGCAUGCGGGAGCACCAGGAGAGGCUGGAACGCGAGCGGGCCAAGCUGGAGGAGGAGCUGUCCCGCUUGGAGGAAGGCGUCCGUGAGGAAGGUUACGGCUGGCACAUAUGGAGCGCCGUGUCCUUUCUGGUCUUCUUUGCCAUUGAGAUGUGCAGGGUGGACGUGGGAGAGUCGGACGCGAGGGGAGUGGAUGACGAGCUUCCUGAGAGUGGAUCCGUGGACGCCAGCACAAUGCUUCUAGAUAAGGACACCCUCAGCAGCUUCUGUGACCAGAUCACGUACAGCGCCGCCCGGGACAAUGGGAGGGUGAGGGAGUUUGCCGAGGGCUUUGCUGACGACCUCCUGGAGUCGCUGAGGAGCGUCUGCGACCGAGAGGCGGACAUGGAGGUGGAGGACUUUGUCGGGAUCGGAAGCAUGUUCGAGUGCUGGCAGGUGUGCAAGCCUCCGGCGUGCGACCUCAUUGUGCCGUUCUCGCCUCCGGACCCGCUUUCCUUCCAGGUCAGCUUGUGGUGCGAGCCGUCCAGAGACACCCCCCCUGACAAGCAAGCAUGUGGCACCAUCCAGGUGGGCUUGUUCGGGGACCAGGAGGGAGGGUGCCUGUGUGGUUCCGCUAACCUGGGAGAAGACAUGCUGUGUCUGCUGCAUGCUAAACAUGAACCCAGCCUGGAUGAGCUGCUGGGCUCCAGAAGAACGUCCCUCCUGGCCAAAGAUCAAGUCAUGAAGUGGUUUCAGGUGUCCCUCACUAAAGCGUGGGGGCGCAUCUCCCACAAGUAUGACUUUGAAGUCACGUUUCGCAGCCUGGAUGCGGCGGGCGCCCUAAAGGUCCGAUUCCCUUCGGGGAAAACCAUCAUGGUGAACAUCAUACCUGCGGUCCAGCUGGUGGACACCGAUGCCUAUUUGGUUUCUCACUUCCCAUCGGACUGCCACGGACCUCAAGACCCCUUUUGGCCUCUUUCGCUGGCCAUCUACGAGAGGAACCUCCUGAAACACAUGACCAAACACCUCCCACAACGCUCCUGCCAUCUACACUGCCUUCAGGUGGUCGUCUUCCUGCACAGGAAGCAGACGGCGCUCACUGGUGACAACGCUUUGACCGACUACCACUGGAAGACCGUUCUUUUGCACCUGCUGCUGAUCAACAAAACGUCAACGUGGGCUGCUGACACAACCGAAUGCAGACUUCGGGACGUGCUCGAUUUCAUGCACCGCAGCCUCCGGGAGAAGAGACUUCAUCACGUCCUGAUAGGGAACAGAAGAGUACCACAAGAGGUCCAGCUUCCGCAGGUGAUCCGCAAAGCGGAUCCUGUCAAUCUGUUCCGGAGUUUGGUGUUGAGGAGGGACCGUUACGCGGCAACAGUGCGCCACCUCCAGGAGAUGAUGAGGAACGCGGCCAUGCUGUUACAAGAGUACACGCCACUCUUGUUUGAUGGAGCCUUUCAUGACUAAGAAUACAGCCUGUGGAACUAGCAUCUUCUGUUCUUCUGACCUACGUGUGUUCCACCUAAACCUUAGCGUGUAAAAUGUCUGUCACCUGAUGUCUAUCAUUGUCACCUGCCAAGCUUACCUGCGCCGGCCCCUCUUUCAAUGUCAUUCCACUUUUCUACCAUGCUUCACCCUGGUUCACCAUGCCUCACCCUGGUUCACCAUAGUUCACCCGGGUUCACCAUGCCUCACCCGGGUUCACCAUGCCUCACCCGGGUUCACCAUGCUUCACCCUGGUUCACCAUGCUUCACCCUGGUUCACCAUGCUUCACCCUGGUUCACCAUAGUUCACCCGGGUUCACCAUGCCUCACCCGGGUUCACCAUGCUUCACCCUGGUUCACCAUGCUUCACCCUGGUUCACCAUGCUUCACCAUAGUUCACCAUGCUUCACCCUGGUUCACCAUGCCUCACCCUGGUUCACCAUGCUUCACCCUGGUUCACCAUGCUUCACCCUGGUUCACCAUGCUUCACCCUGGUUCACCAUGCCUCACCCCGGUUCACCAUGCCAUAACCCUGGGCUCUCUGUUUGGAUUAUUUCUACAACAAUCUUGACAUUAUUUUCUUCCUUGUGUUAUUUUUAACUAUUGAAUCAUUUCUUUGGUUUGUGUCAAAUAGCAGAAAAUGUUGGACUAUUGGACUACUAUGGACUACUAUUGGCAACUUUGCAAUGUUUGGCUUCAUGUGCUGCUGGUUGUAAAAAAUGUUAUAUAAAUAAGCUCAUAAAUAAUUCACUCAUUAAUAAAUGGU